AUGCACUGCUUUAAAAUGAGAAAGCGGAAAUAUGGAAGCCGGUCUACCCCCACGGAGAACGAAGCAAAUGAGAAUCCCCUAGAUGAACAGGAAAGAAAGUACAUUUACCCAAGCAUUGCCAACUCGCCAAUACUGUUGCACAACGACGAGGUCAUCUACGCAUAUGGUAGAAGUCUGAUAUUUUAUUCCUUGACGGAAAAAAAAUUUGUGAAAAAGAUCGAUGAGCAUCAAAAUGCUAUUAGAUCAUUAGAUGUUAAUAAAAAUGGAACUAAAAAAUAUUUCUUGACAACUGGUGAUGAUAAAAUUAUAGUGAUUUAUGAUGAACACUGGUCCGUGUGCCACAAAAUUGUGCAUAAGAAAAAAAUCGUCAAGGCGUACUUUUUAAAAUAUAUACAGGAGGAAGACAAGAAGUUCGAAAUAAUUUUUAUUGAUAAGUAUGGAGACGUGUAUUUGUUUGACCUCAAUUUGGUGGUGCGCAGGGGGGCCCAUGUGGAGGAGGCGCCUCCCGCCAUAGGGGAAGCCUCAACGACUGGGAAGAUCCCAACGAGCGAAGAUGUCCCAACGACGGAGGAUGUCCCAACGACGAGUCACUCCAGCUUCACCAUCAAAUUGAGCUACCUGCAGGAUUCGCUGAACGACAUUCAGGAAAAGGACGAAGAUUUGUUUUUCAUAAAUAAUUUCGAGCGUAUGCUUCAGGGGGAGGAGGAAGAAGAAGAUAAAGCGGAAGAGGGUCACGCGGAAGGGAGUCACUCGGUAGGUGAAGAAGGGCAUUCCGCCAAACCGCUUCCCUGUGGGGCGCCCCCCCACGAGGAAGGCAAGCUCGCCCAGGUGAAGGAAAAGCUGGAGCGCCACUACUCCAAGUGCUUCCAGAGUGAAACGUUGAUGUAUCCAAUCCUCACGUGUAACUCUGCAGUCAUAUCGCUACAUUACGACAGUAACUUUUUAAUAAUAGGAGACCGAGAUGAAAAAAUCAGAAUUGUGAAAAAUAAAAAAAUAAACAAAAUAUACAACUUUUAUUUAAAUCACAAAUUAUUUAUUACUUCCCUUGUCUUGAUAAAUUCUAAAACGUUUUGUUCUGCCGCUGCGGAUUGCUACCUCCACAUGUGGGACAUUAAGACGAAGGAAGUUAUCGACACAAUCUAUUUUGACUCCUCCUUUUUGUGCAAACUGGCAGAGUUGAAGGGACCUUUUAUCAGUUCUCCCCAUCUGAAAAAAUAUAAAUUUGUUAUCAACACGUUGAUUUUUAAGGAAAGUACUUGGACAAUCUACGCCACUGCCGAAAAUCUGAAAGGAAUAUUAAUCAUCCCCCUAACCCUAAAUAGAUAUGGCACCCAUUUGUCAACUUUUAACAAGGAUGAAAUUUCAUUUUUUCCGAUUCAACAGGAGGUUUUAUCUUUCAUCCUUUUAUCAGUUGGUGGGGAUGAGUGUAUACUUUUUGUCGAUAGGAGUGCGGGCCAUUUGCAUCAGAUCAGAUUAACAGAUCGUGGGCAGUUGAUUGGAGAGGUGACUACCCUUGACUGCCAUGCCUUCUUUGACGGCGCACAACAAAUGGAUAUCGGAUUAAUAAAUUACUGGAAACACACCACGAUAGAGGACGGCAUCCAUUAG
Messenger RNA from Plasmodium inui San Antonio 1, 1608 nucleotides. RefSeq lists its product as hypothetical. Gene Ontology annotation, molecular function: tRNA (guanine(46)-N7)-methyltransferase activity; protein binding. Gene Ontology annotation, cellular component: nucleus; cytosol; tRNA methyltransferase complex. Gene Ontology annotation, biological process: RNA (guanine-N7)-methylation. The record is from RefSeq and is a predicted model, not a curated record. NCBI's taxonomy places the organism in Eukaryota, Apicomplexa, Aconoidasida, Haemosporida, Plasmodiidae. The coding region runs from base 1 to 1608 and encodes 535 amino acids. The transcript is spliced from 2 exons.